Messenger RNA from Physeter macrocephalus (sperm whale), 474 nucleotides. RefSeq names its product lysine-specific demethylase 4D-like. Lineage: Eukaryota; Metazoa; Chordata; Mammalia; Artiodactyla; Physeteridae. The transcript has a single exon. Gene Ontology annotation, molecular function: histone H3K9 demethylase activity. The record is from RefSeq and is a predicted model, not a curated record. Gene Ontology annotation, cellular component: nucleus; chromatin. The annotation marks the transcript as partial. Gene Ontology annotation, biological process: regulation of gene expression; chromatin remodeling.
AACCUGGGAACCAUUCAGGACCUGCUGGAGCGGGAGUACGGAGUGGUCAUCGAAGGCGUCAACACCCCCUACCUGUACUUCGGCAUGUGGAAGACCGCCUUCGCCUGGCACACGGAGGACAUGGACCUUUACAGCAUCAACUACCUGCACUUCGGGGAGCCCAAGACGUGGUACGCGGUGCCCCCGGAGCACGGCCGGCGCCUGGAACGCCUGGCCAGGGAGCUUUUCCCGGGCAGCUCGCGGGGCUGUGAGGCCUUCCUGCGGCACAAGGUGGCUCUCAUCUCGCCCACGGUCCUCAAGGACAACGGCAUCCCCUUCGGUCGGGUCACUCAGGAGGCUGGAGAGUUCAUAGUCACGUUUCCCUAUGGCUACCACUCUGGCUUCAACCAUGGCUUCAACUGCGCGGAAGCCAUCAAUUUCGCCUCCCCGCGCUGGAUCGAUUACGGCAAAGUGGCCUCGCAGAUGGAAGAAUAA